Chelonia mydas (Green sea turtle) is the source of this 1938-nucleotide messenger RNA. RefSeq names its product cyclin P (gene CCNP). The transcript is spliced from 9 exons. Gene Ontology annotation, molecular function: cyclin-dependent protein serine/threonine kinase regulator activity. NCBI's taxonomy places the organism in Eukaryota, Metazoa, Chordata, Testudines, Cheloniidae. Gene Ontology annotation, biological process: mitotic cell cycle phase transition; regulation of cyclin-dependent protein serine/threonine kinase activity. Gene Ontology annotation, cellular component: cytoplasm; centrosome; cyclin-dependent protein kinase holoenzyme complex. The record is from RefSeq and is a predicted model, not a curated record. The coding region runs from base 82 to 1242 and encodes 386 amino acids.
UUAGCAGGGCCAGGGCCAGGGUUAGGGCCUGCAGCUGGUGCCUUUACCCUCCCCCACCCACAGUUGUUCCUCUCGGGCAGGAUGAUGUGGGCUGCGCUGGGCCAACCCCCCAAGUACCAUGAGUUGAGAGCCUGGCCCCCGCAGCAGAGAACGCAGCUGCAGGCGGAAGAGAAACGGGAGCCGCUGAAAAGCAAGAACAAGGGCCCUGGUGGGGACAAGGGGGCCACGAAGAAGAAGCCGCAGGGAAGCCGGGUCCGAGAGGCGGCGCCUGAGAAAGCAGCAGCUGUUUGCCCCAGGGUCCCCGCGAACCCCGUCCUGCAGGGAGGGGGCCCCGAUGGGGGGCCGCCCGGGGGGGGCCAGCCCCUGCUCUGCGUGCCCGGGGCGCUGGCCGAGGAGCUGACGCAGGCGCUGGUGAGCCUGGGCAUGGCCCUGGAGCGGGAAUACGCCUUGGACAUCUUCGCCAGCAUGAUGAGGAAACAAUCCAGCUACGUCUUCCGGAGCUGGGAGGUGCCGCGCACCGUGACGGCCGAGAUGCGGGCGCUCAUCGUCGACUGGCUCGUGCAGGUGCAUGAGUACCUGGGCCUGGCGGACGACACGCUCUACCUGGCCGUCUACCUGAUGAAUGCCUACAUGAAGGUGGCGCGAGUGAGGGUCCCGGCCCUGCAGCUGCUGGGUGUCACCUGCCUCUUUGUGGCCUGCAAAGUGGAGGAGUGCACCUUCCCCGAGCCAGCCGAGCUCUGCUUCAUGACCGAGGACUCGUUCAGCCGCCGGGAGCUGCUGCGCAUGGAGCGCAAGGUCCUGUCCCGCCUCAACUUCCAGCUGCAUUUCACCAGCCCCCUGCACCUGCUGCGGCUGCUGGCGGCCCUGGGCCACUGUGGCCCGAAGGUCCAUCACCUGGCCAUGUACUUCAUGGAGCUGUGUCUGAUGGAGGCGGACUGCGUGGCGUUCGAGCCGGCCCAGCUGGCUGCGGCUGCCCUGGGCCUGGCGCAGCGGGUGCUGCAGGAGGCGGGCGCCGGGGGCUUGGGCACCGGGCCGGAGGGCUCCACGCAGCUCUACCUCUACAGCGAAGAGGCGCUCGGCGCUGUACAUUGCUCCAUGGCCAGGGCCGCGCUCCGGGCCGGCAGCUCCACCCUCCAGGCCGUGUUCCUGAAAUACUCGCGCCCCCAGAAGCUGGGGGCCAGCACCAGCCCGGCCAUCGCCACCUCCGACUACCUCGCCCGCUGCUGGAGCCAGGCACCCUGAGCCCGGCGGGGAUGGGCCUGGGCAUCUCCGGGGAUUCCCAGCUGCUCUGGGGGGGUGUCUGUGACUGGUGAUUGGCCCCUGCUAGGGAAGGGGGCCGGGCGGGCCGUGGGGCUGUUGCACAGCUGGGGGUGCAGAAAGGCGGGCGCAGGGGGACGGGGGGGUUUUCUCUAAGCCUGCCCCCCGUCUCCCUCUGUGCCCCUCGGCUAUGGGUGGAGGGGGCUGGGCCAUGGGCCUGUGGCAGCCCUGAGGGGGCUGGGAUUGGGGGCGUGGACAGCAUCCCCCAGGCUGGCUCCCAGCCCCCCCUCGCCCCCCCCGCACGGGCCUCAAAAAAAAAAAAAAGAAAAGAAAAGGAAAAAAGCAGCUGGUGGGAUAAGAAACAGGCCGGGCGCGUUUGUUGAAUAAAGUGAGUUUUAAUCCCCCUGGAGCCAGCUGCUCGCUGGGUGUGACCGGGGGGGGGCCGCCCCAGAGGGGCCCCCCCAGCUCUGGCUGCUCGCCCCUUGGCCCAGGCUGCCAGCAGGGGCAGGUUUCUGGUGGUUUCCCUGGGCGGGGGGAGGGACUCUGCCCCCCAGAGAACGGGUGGGUCGUAGCUGGCGGCGCUGGCUCAGACCAAGCCCUGCUUGUCUGCACAACACGGGGGUCCCGCACGAGGGUCCGGCGUGAGGUCCCGGCACGCCGGGGGCUGCGGGGCGGGAGUGA